AAAAUAGCCCACAGGACAACAGAAUCGUCGAUUUAAUUCCUCACUUAAAUUACAUAAACGGUUUGGGUUAAAAGUGCAGAUCUUAACUGUUUUUCGAAAUAUUUACCUCGGAAAGCAUAAAAAGACUCACGUGGUCCAAAACAGUGUUUCCGAUUCUCAGACGUUUUGAAACAUGUGUAUAUUGGUAGACAUCUUAAAACAUGUUUUUCUUACAGAUGCCAUAUUAUUGUUGUAAAAAUCACUCUAAAUCAGAGAUGAUAAGAUACAUUGGAGAUGCAUAAAAGGUUAUUAAAUCACAAAGCAGAACGAUGCAUUGUUUUUCUAGUGUUAUUUAUUGUUUUAAAUACGUUAUCUUGGGUUAGCGAUUGUACGUUCAUAUAGCAUAAAUUCGACCCCAACUCUGGAUUCAGGAUUACGACGUGCGAUUGCAGCAUACGUGCAGCUACUUUUGGACAAAACAUCUAGUCUCACCACAGCAUAUGUAAAGAUCAGUUAAAAUCUGAGAAAAAUGCGAUAAUAUGAGUUAAAAUCAAAUUAUAUCAAUAUUGAAAAUAAAAUCAUAUUUCAUACAGAAAUACAGAAGAGAAACAUACAGAAAGUCACGAAUAGUGUCACAACGCUUGGAACAAUUUAACAGGCAAAUGCAAUAUAUUUUGCUGGAAAGUUAUGAUGUUUAAAGGAUCGAAAUGCCAGGAAAGGCUUAUUCGGAGAUAUUGUCGAUGACCGUAUUUUUGUUGAUGAUGGCGUUAACUGGGAUUGGUUUGGCAGUUAGAGAUGACACGGGUGACGACUUGGACGUGAUUCAUGAUGCGGAAGAUAAUAUCGAUUUGUUGAUGGCCGACGCAAAAUGCAGAAAAAGUAUUAAAUGUAACAGAGACAUUGUAUUUGCAAUUGAUACCUCCUGUAAUAUAUCCCAAAAGAGGAGGGAAGAAAUACGACGUUUUAUGAUAGCUGUAAUCAGGGACCUCAAAAUUGGUACAAAACAUGUUGGUGGAAGCCAAAUCGGGAUAGUGACGUUUAAUAGCGUAUUCUACCAUCGGACAUACCUAGAUGAAGAUCUGAGUAUGCGUGACGUUCUCAUUACGAUCCUUGAACUUAAUCUUGAGUCACGGGGUAAAUGUGACCGACGCACUGACGUCGUGUUACGGACGCUACGAGAGCGCUAUUUUAAUAUUGACAGCGGCGACAGGAUAAAAUCAGGAAAUGUACUUAUUCUGAUAACAACCGGACCAACUACCCCCAAGUUGAAAUAUUUCACUGCCACUAGAGAAUCUGCAAUACUGAAGACUCUAAAACGUGCGGGUGUGUUCGUGGUUGGUGUAUUAGAUAACCCAGAUGUUUCGAAGGAUUUGUUUACACUUAAUGAAUGGAAUACUUUAGCCAGUGAACCUUCAGAAAAAAAUGUUAUCACCAUAUCAAACUUCACAGAGGAGACGGCUCCGAUAGCAAAGCAGUUAGUAGACAACAUUUGCGGCGCUGUGAAGAAAACAUGUCAGAUUUUGAGGGUGAGAUGCUCUGAUCCGAAGCUUUGUUGUGGUUGCAGAUACAAGUUCACGAUAGGGCUAUCUCUGGUGUAUCCCUUGAUGGCUCAGAAAUCUGGGAAAUGUCUCGACGAACCGUGUCUAAACGACCCAGCGUCGCCGUGUUACAUUCCGAAGCCUGCGUCGAACAAGACUGAUUCAGACUUUCUGCUGCCAUCUUGUGGCGAGGUUGAAGAAAAGAAACAUGCUGUUGUAAAACUUACAAAUGUGCAGCUACUCUUUGGUUACAAUUAUGUAGGACUGGCAAUGGCGUUCAUGGAAGUAAAUCGCAGCCUGGAGGGAUUUCAGCGUAUGUUUAUGGCAGCAGCAAAUUAUAAGACGAAGAACUUUAUGGCAAUUAUGGAAUUCCAAAUUAAGAGAGGGGCGAAGGCAGAAUUGCUCACCUUCGAUAGCAAUGUGAAACUGGACUUUAAGUCAAGUUUAUGGGCACUGAAAUAUGCGUUAGAGGUAGAGACUGAAUUGAUUCGAUCCAUUGAGGGUAUGAUUGUAAUGGCUGAUAUGAAUAACGACGCAGAGUUGGCGUCAUUCCUCAAGUGGAAGAUACUACCCGGUAGCUACAGGGGGAAGAGAGAGAUAACUUCUUACAUCACACAGCAGAGAGCACUUGGUAGGCAUCGUGGGGAAUACAUCAUGAACGCCGUUCUCAUGGAUAGGUAUACGAAACCCCGAGAGAUAUUGGAAUUUAUAGACGAUUCACAAACAUUGAGUGAUGGUCUCCGAAAGAAUGAUGAACUUUGAGCCUGUCAUUUUGUCUGAAUAUAGACUUGCUAAAUAAAUGCAUACGCAAGGCGUGGAUCCCGUUGAUAAACGCAUCAUUUACACUGGCUUUCAUGGUUCAAAAACCAUUGAAGGAGAUAUACUAGAAACGUGAAUUGGGUUUUACAUGUAGUCCAAUGGGGAAUGCUAUAUAGAGAUGGAUAAAUGUAGAUGGCAGCACAUGUGUUGGUUGGGCCACAAUACUAUUCAUAAUACACAGACAAAUGGCAAAAAUAUCACUUAAUUUCUUGAUAUAUCAAGUAUUUCCAAUUGGAUUUAUGUAAAACCCAAUUGACAUACAUCUUGUUUAUAUGUGCAUUGUGAUUUAACAUUAAAAUUGAGAACCUAAAA
Messenger RNA from Owenia fusiformis, 2648 nucleotides. Lineage: Eukaryota; Metazoa; Annelida; Polychaeta; Sabellida; Oweniidae. The record is from the annotation of a GenBank genome assembly.